This is a messenger RNA of Acyrthosiphon pisum (pea aphid), 519 nucleotides long. Its product is annotated as E3 ubiquitin-protein ligase RNF185-like. Gene Ontology annotation, biological process: protein polyubiquitination; protein monoubiquitination. Gene Ontology annotation, molecular function: ubiquitin protein ligase activity. The record is from RefSeq and is a predicted model, not a curated record. Lineage: Eukaryota; Metazoa; Arthropoda; Insecta; Hemiptera; Aphididae. The coding region runs from base 1 to 519 and encodes 172 amino acids. The transcript is spliced from 4 exons.
AUGGACAUUCUUAAUAACGGACCCACUGAAGGACGCCCUUUAACACCAGAUUCACGAUGUGCAAUUUGUUUGGAUGAUUUAAACAAUAAAUGUUAUACAAAUGCAUGUUUACAUUUGUUCUGUUUUGAAUGUUUACAACGAUGGUCAGAUUCUGAACCAACUUGUCCAUUAUGUAAGAAAAUGUUUAAUUAUAUUUAUCAUUCAUUUGAUGAUCUGGGCGUCCAUGAGACAUAUACUAUUCCUAUAAUAAACAGAAUGCCAGGUCCAAUUCCAAGAAGUCCUAGAAGUCCAAGUCCUAAUAACAUGCAGCCAUUUAGUGAAAUUCCAAAUGGUAACAGAUCUAGUUUUGAAUCUGAAUAUGGUGGUUUACCUCGAAUAUCGUUUCAGUCUCAAGUAAGAAGAGGUUCAUUAGGUCAACCAAUCGACAGGAGGCGAAGAACAUCUAAUUUCGAAUCUGAAUAUGUUGAUUUACGUCGUAUAUCAUAUCAAUCUCAAGUAGAAAGAGGUUCAUCAAAUUGA